Gymnodraco acuticeps is the source of this 1266-nucleotide messenger RNA. RefSeq names its product coiled-coil domain-containing protein 106-like. The record is from RefSeq and is a predicted model, not a curated record. Gene Ontology annotation, cellular component: nucleoplasm. Lineage: Eukaryota; Metazoa; Chordata; Actinopteri; Perciformes; Bathydraconidae. The transcript is spliced from 6 exons. Bases 323 to 1243 code for a protein of 306 amino acids.
AAUAGUUUUUAUAUUUUGAAUCAGGUAUUUCAUCUUCCUUGUUCAAUUGACAAAGCACAGCUUCUUUAUAUUCACUGAUAUACAAUUAAAAUAUUAAAACCGUAAUAAAGUGUUAAUACGCUGCAAAUCGGGAUCCGGCUGGAGCACUAUGCAAGACACGCCCCUUCAUAGCAUUCAAGUGCUACGAUUGGCCAUGAGCCUGUCACGUGCAUCUCGGCUAGUGAUAAAACCUUUAUAUAUACAGUCUAUGGAUAAAACUCAACCUUUCCAUCUUAUAUGUACACUACAGUCUAUGCUCUAGUCUACACGCUUAGAACUGAAAAUGGACUCGAGGAGAAGCAAGCGAAAGAGGAUGGGGCCCCCUAAGCGUUUAGUGUCAGAAUCGGAUAAAUAUUUGGCUGGUCAGUCUGAGGAAGAGCCAUGCAGCUCCCACACUGUGGCAAAGGAAAUGGCUGUAGUGCACUGCAGUGAUGGGUCUGACUCGGAUGCAUUCACAGGACAGCAGUCUACUAUUAAAGCAUCAACUAAAGAUGUUUCUGCAGCUCCCACAGCCAUAGCAGCUCUGAAGCGCAGAAACAGAGAUAAUAAUGCCUUGAAAAUAAGGCUAGAUGCUUCAAAGGACAAAUUAUUAACUGUUGAAAGCGAAAGGGACUAUCUGAGGAUACAGCUGGCUGAGGCUUUGGCCCUUCUAAAAAUGGCAUCAGUUAAGGCGCCAGUUACUUCUGAAGGUGACCAAAUAGGGGCAGGCAACUCCUCUUCAUCCUCCACCUCCUCCAAUUCCUCCAGUUCCUCCUCCUCCUCAUCCUCUUCGUCAGACAGAGGGAAGAAGAGGAAGAGUAAGAAGAAGAAGAACAAGAAAAACAAAUACGGCAAGAAAAAAAGAGGAAAAAAAGCGAAGAAGACAAAAGGAAAGACUGCAAAGAGAGUCCUGACCCCAGAAGACGCCAUAAGCCGCUACAAGCGUGUUCUUGAGGCGGUAAACAAGGGGAAUAAUAAAACGGCGGCUUACAGAGCGGUAGGAGUGGACCGCAAAACCAUUGCCGACACUGCAGGAAUUGCAGAACUGCAUGCCGUGAACCCGGGAAUCUACCAAGAUAUCCGGGGAACACUGAAGAAGGGGGAAACCCUUCUCCGUUUCACUGAGAAGUGUAAAGCUGCCAUAAAGGACCAACAUUUAGAGGGGAAGGUCCAGGACUUGAAGACCAAUGGAGGACUAUUAUCCAUUAAUCCAAAGGGGAAGUGAGGAAGGAAUGGAUGUUUUUUUGG